Molecule: messenger RNA, 2197 nt
Organism: Malaclemys terrapin pileata
Lineage: Eukaryota; Metazoa; Chordata; Testudines; Emydidae
Product: myelin-oligodendrocyte glycoprotein-like
Exons: 4
Coding region: 86-619 (177 amino acids)
Biological process (GO): regulation of cytokine production; T cell receptor signaling pathway
Cellular component (GO): external side of plasma membrane
Molecular function (GO): signaling receptor binding
Source: RefSeq, a predicted model, not a curated record
GUCCAUUUCACUGACUGUGAGAAGCUGGAAAUGUCCCAGUGACCCUGUAACUGCUGGGAAGUUUCUCCUGGGCUCAUGAGUUACAAUGAAGAUGAGAAUUUCCUUCCACUCGCAUUGUGCCAUGGGCAACCCCUCUCUGUCCAGUUACCCCCUUUUCUUUUUUACGGUCCAUGUUUCUACAUUGGAAUCAGUGAAUUUCAAGGUGAUUGGACCUGAUCAUCCCAUCAUGGCCUCUGCAGGUGAAGAUGCCCUGUUACCCUGUCACCUCUUCCGUAACACAAGUGCUCAGAAGAUGGAGGUGCGCUGGUACCGAUCCAAGUUCUCUGAACCUAUCCAUCUGUAUCAGAAUGAAAAAGAUCAGGCUGAGCAGCAAAUACCAAAUUAUCAGGGCAGAACAGAGCUGCUGAAGGAUGGUAUUGUGAAUGGAAGCGUUGUCCUGCGUAUACGCAACAUCACCCCCUCUGACCAUGGGCAGUUUAUCUGUUUCUUCCGAUCAAGCAGAUUUUAUGCGGAAGCCACUCUGGAACUGAAGGUGACAGAAUGCAUAUCACCAAGUUAUACUACAGGAGGACAGAGAGAUCUCACAGCAUUAUUACACUUGAGGAUCUAUUCCACUUGAAACAUGCACCAUACGGACUUGUAUUGGCACCCAGCAUUUUCCAAAGAAUAAUGUCAGUGAUUCUGAAGAAUCAGCCUGGAGUCCAGUAUUAUUUGGAUGAAAUUAUUGUGUUUGGGAAGACUUGCGAGGAACAUGAAAAACAUUUCCAUGCAGUACUAAAUAGGGUGACCAGACAGCAAGUGUGAAAAAUCAGGACAGGGGAUGGGGGUUAAUAGGAGCCUAUAUAAGAAAAAGACCCCAAAAUCGGGACGGUCCCUAUAAAAUCGGGACAUCUGGUCACCCUAGUACUAAACCACAUCAAAACUGCAGGGCUGAAACUGAAUUUCGCCAAAUGCCAAUUCUGACAAACAGAGUUGUUAUUUCUGGGGCACAUAAUUUUGGAGACUGGAUUGAAACCUGACCUGGACCACAUCAUGGUGGUUAAAAAACACCACCUCCAAGAGACACACAAACCUUACAUGCUUUCUUAGUUUUUAUGUCAUGGUAUGCCAAGUUUAUUCUGAACAACACUUCAGUCACCGUUACAAACAUACUCCAGGGAAUCUCGAGCUUGGCCUGGAUGACUGUUGCACAAGUUGUUUUGAAACAGUGAAAGAUUUGAUUGAAAAUAGUCCAGCACUUGCAUUGUUUGACCCUGCCUCAGACUACAGACUGUGAGCAACACUUACUCAAAUCCAGGAUGACAACAUGGAGGACACUGUUGCAUUUGCUUGAAGAACACUUACAGAAGCUGAGAGGAAGUAUUCAUCUGUUGAAAAGAAAGCACUUGCUUGCUAUGGACUAUGGAAAAAUGGAGAACUUAGCUCUGGGGCCAGACUUUCAAGUCGCAUACAGAUCAUAGCUCUUUGACGACACUGUUAACUUCUAAAGGACUUGGAUGAGUGGGAGGCCAGAUUGCUAGAUGGUCAGCAGACUACUGUCUUUCAUGUAUGUCACAGAAUAAAGGCUGGGAAUUCAAAAUGUGAUGCUUGUCCUGCCUGCCCUUGCCGACAGAUGGUGACAAUGUAGUUGCACUUAUAGCAGGCACCCCCACAUCCGUUACACAAGAAUAAUUCAAAGCUGCUUACUUAGCAUGCCCCAUUCAACAAAGAUUGCAGGAACAGCUGAUAACAAAAUGGCUACACAACCCCAAAUGCUUGAUCCAGCUUUGCCCCUGUCAAGGCUGUAUCCCCACUUUGAACUUUAGGGUACAAAUGUAGGGGCCUGCAUGAAAACUUCUAAGCUUAACUACCAGCUUAGCUCUGGUCCGCUGCCACCAUUUCCCAAUUGGAUUCCCUCCCUGGGAAGCCUUGAGAAACCUUUCACCAAUUCUCUGGUGAAUACAGAUCCAAACCCCUUGGAUCUUAAAACAAGGAGAAAUUAACCAUCCCCCCUCCUUCCUCCCACCAACUCCGGGUGAAUACAGAUUCAACACCUUGGAUCUAAAACAAGGAGAAAUUAACCAUUCCCCCUCCUUUCUUUCACCAACUCCUGGUGAAUACAGAUCCAACCCCCUUGGAUCUAAAACAAGGAGAGAUUAACCAUUCCCUCUCCUUCCUUUCACCAACUCCUGGUGAAUACAGAUCCAACCCCCUUGGA